GUGAGCAGCGACACUCAGAUGGUGCUUUUGCUUGGAACUCCUGGUGUGCUGAAACGGAAGUGGUGCAUUGGGGAAAUCGCAACGGCCUAUUUAGCCAAGGUGGAGAUGACGAUCUUGAGCUUUCCAACUUUUGAGAUGCCGGAUGAGCUCUUCAUCUCAAAUUAUCAGCAGAUAGUCCCUGAGGUGGUGGAACUUGCCGUGUAUGGUCUGGGGCUGUCAGAGGUGCAAAUGGCCUUACGCUCAUUGAAGCAAGUGAAAGACAUUCCCGUUGGCGACGUUUUCUCAAGGAACCGCUUGAAUGAAAUCGUCGACAUCCUCACCAAGGAUGUGGAGACGUCUUCCACACCGCUUACCUCCAAAAGCUACAGUGGGGACAUCAUGACGGUUUCGAACACACACUUGACAGAGUACAUCAUCUUGGCGGACCCCGGCAACUUUGAUGCCAUCGCCACUGCCGAGGUCCUCGGUCGCUUUAUGGUGAGCAAUUUACCGGACAAGGGCCUGUCUCCAUGUGUCUUCACAGUGGAAGAUGAUGUCUCCAAGGACACUUCCAACAUCAUUCUCCUGUUGACAGAGAAGUGUUUCCGCUCCGAACACAUCGCUCACUGGCUUCUACAGGCCCGGGUUCCAGACCCCAAGCUCUUGCCAGUGAUGGCAGAUACCAAGUUUAAAUUUCCAAACUCCACUGAGCUUCGCAGUGCUUCAAUCACUUGCCGAGUGGAUCAUACUGCCUACGCUCAAGUGAUCAAAGCAAUCCUUCUUGAAGUGGCACCUCCUUUCAUUUGUUCUGAGAGCUCAGAAGUGGAUCUUUUGAUCCGGAGCCGGCAAAUUUGUAACCGCUUGUAUGGGGAUGUAAGGGUUUUAAGUACCAAGAUGGUCAUGGUGGGACCAGCUCACAUCUCUGAACAAGGAACUGAUGCUGAGCCUGCUGAGCCUGCUGAGCCAGUCGUAGAAAGUCCGGCAGGCCCGGCUAACCACCCAACUGCGGACAGUUCGAAUCUUAGUCUUCAGCUGUUGAACCGCGGCACCAGCAGCAGCGCACAGAAACAGACUGUGGGCGAAGCCGAAGCAGUCUCCACGGCAGAGGUACAUUUGGCCUCUGAAACCAUCAGUCGAGCCUUUUAAACCUCCGGGUUCGGCCGGCUAAAAACGCUAGCACAUGGGGCCAACACCCGUGCAUAGUGUUCUGUUUCAAGAUUGUUUCACAACCCUAGUUCUUUGGGUCCUGUUUCUAUGAUCCUGAGAAGAAUCUCAGUGAUCUUGACUUUUGUACAGUCAUACGACAUCAACAAAAAUCCACAAAGGUUGGCAAAAAUGUUUCUUAUCCUUUGUGCGAUGCAGGGCUGGAACCAGCUCCGGCUUGGAUUUCCCGUUGGAAAGCGCUUUCAGUUGGCAUCGCUCGAGCGACCGUGCAUCGCUUAGACCGAAGUUCUUCACCGCUUCGGUUUGGGGAAUCCAGUUGACGCCGUCGGCAGGUCCGGUUCGUCGGCAGGUGCCCAGGCCAAUGUCGCUUUUGCUCCGCGACCUUGCUCGGUGGCAGCUUGUGCCAGCCGUUUCGGAAGCUCCAAGCCUUCAGACCGCGCAGAUGAUGUGGAAGGUUGGAGAUGCGCCCGUUGAGGCCGGUGCAGGUUCGGAGAAUCCGUUCCGAGGACGUGAAGGUUCUUCUCUGGCGGCUGAGAAUCCUGGGGCAAAGAAUACCAAUCAGAUUGACCUCCCUCCUAUCAUUUCACCAGACCUCUCCCCCUGACAAGCGCUUUUUCAUCGGUCGUGACAUGUCCAAAUGGGCCAGGUCUUGUACUCCAGAUGGGAUGGGAAUGUGCUGAAACUCACCCAAAGCUGCGGAUGACGGGACACCUGUCAGGGGGCGUUGGGGAAGACCGACUAGCCGUGACGGAACAAUUAGCGACGGUAUUGUGUAGACCAGAUUUUUAAAACAUACUUACACAUACUUACACUUGUUUCAUAUGCAUUCACGUUAGCGUGAAGCGACCAAGCGAUAGUUGGUGCAAAAGGUCGAGGUCAUCCAAGCGGUGUCAAGAAGGAAUGAACGGGGUGCUUGGUUCGUGCAUGGGUCAAUCAUCACCCUGUUUGGUUUGUGCAAACAGCACUCAGGGAUCGAAUAUGGCAUCACAAGCUUGGGUUCUGCUAUGAUAUGUUUUCAGAAACCAUCGCCAGGAGGCAUAUGCCAAAGAAUGAAGAUGUUGCCGUGGGCGAUACAAUUGAAGCUAUUCGCCUACACGCGGUAUGAGGAAUGUCACACACAAACAUCAACAGGGUACAUUAUAUAGAACUUGUGAACUGACAGUUUCACCGGGAUAGGGAGAUGAUCGACGUUCAAUCAUAUGAAGGUCCGUACAUAAAUUCAAUCAAAAGCGAACGCUUUCAACCCAUUGCUUUCCACUGCUAAUACGGCUUUAUUUGACAGUUCCUCAAUUCUUGACAUGCCCAAACAUUGUUUUUAACUCAAUUUUUGCUUGCCACAACAAGUUAGACGUUCCUUUUGAGUCUACAACCACCAGCGUUGGUGAUAUCCGCAUGAGUGUUGUACUGGCUGCUGGUAUCGAUCGACAGACCGUCAGUAGAAUCAUUCAAGACAAGAUGUG
Messenger RNA from Durusdinium trenchii, 2603 nucleotides. The record is from the annotation of a GenBank genome assembly. Lineage: Eukaryota; Dinophyceae; Suessiales; Symbiodiniaceae.